Ceraceosorus guamensis is the source of this 7115-nucleotide messenger RNA. Its product is annotated as ketoacyl-synt-domain-containing protein. Gene Ontology annotation, biological process: fatty acid biosynthetic process. The coding region runs from base 63 to 7097 and encodes 2344 amino acids. Gene Ontology annotation, molecular function: fatty acid synthase activity; phosphopantetheine binding; 3-oxoacyl-[acyl-carrier-protein] synthase activity. The record is from RefSeq and is a predicted model, not a curated record. The transcript is spliced from 6 exons. Lineage: Eukaryota; Fungi; Basidiomycota; Exobasidiomycetes; Ceraceosorales; Ceraceosoraceae.
ACGCGCUCCUCCAACGUCCGGAAAUAGUGUGCAGGUGCGUAGGUCCGACAGCAAAUCCCAAGAUGCCUGGCGUACUCGACACCCAUGGCGCGGUCGCGCCGUCGCGGAACGGAAAUGGCUACGCGAACGGAGCGCACGCUGGCGCAUCCGAUGGCCACGCAUCGAACCACGCAGACGCACAACAUUCCCUCCAAAAUGGUCACCUGCUGCAUGCGUGGUGGGAAGAGCCGAUCGCCGUGAUCGGUAUGGCUUGCAUGCUUCCCGGGGAGGUGGGACGAGGCAAUGUGGAUGUUGAAGGUCUUUGGAACAUGCUGCUCGAGCAAAAGUCUGGCGUGAAAGCGUACCCUGGACGCUUCAAUCGCGAUUUGCACGUCGGUACCAGCGUCGGCAAGGCACUUUCAGACAAGGGCGGCUUCUUGACAGACACUGACCUUUUCGAUCCGUUGGAGUUCGGCAUCGGACCCUCCGAGGCUUCCCGCAUGUCUGGAACUGCUCGCAUGAUGCUAGAGAUGGCCUUCUCGGCGCUACACGACAGCGGCAUCGACUACCGAGGAAGUCGAACGGCGUGCUUUGGUAUCGCAAGCGGUAGCCCUCUUGCUAUGCAAGGAGAAGAGCACGAAAUCAAUGAGCAUACGGCGCAAGGACAAGCCUACAGUCUCUUGUCGAAUCGCGUCAGUUUCCUGCUUGACCUCAGAGGACCCACAAUGACCGUGGACUCUGCAUGCAGCACCGGUCUCACUGCGUUGCACUUGGCUUCGGAGUCUAUUCGUCGCGGAGAGGUCGACACAGCCGUCGUAGUCGGCGCAAAUCUGACCAUGGACUGGACUUCGACGGUCGCCUUUUCCCAAAGCGGAGUGCUUUCUCCAGAUGGCAUUUGCAGAAGCCUAGAUGAUAAAGCUAGCGGCUACGUACGAUCAGAAGCAUGCGGUGCAAUUGUGCUUAGACGUGCCGACGUCGCUCGCAAGGCUGGCGAUCGCAUCCACGCAAACAUCCUUGCUACCGCUAUUGGCUCAAACGGACGUAAUCAGUCGCAAGCUGCACCUUCUGGACCAGCUCAGAUGCGCAUCAUUGAUGAGACUUAUGCAAAGAUCGGUCGCAAGCCUUCGGAGGUCGACUAUGUCGAGCUGCACGCGACCGGCACAAAAGUUGGUGACCCCAUCGAAGCCAAUGCUGCAGGAAAGACGUACUCGCAAGGCCGGCAGGGUCGGGAGCUGGUUGUCGGUACGCUCAAGGCCAACACCGGCCACACGGAGUGGGUCAGCGGUAUCAUGAGCUUGAUCAAGGUGUGCCACAUGCUUCGCACGGGAAUUGUUCCGCCUCAACCGAACCUCCAGACGCCGUCCCGCGCCAUCGACUGGGCGAGCUGGAAUAUGCGCGCGCCCACCUCCGCUGAGCCUCUCGGCAAGGGCGGCAAAGAGAAAUCCAUCAUCUCCAUCCAGUCGUAUGGAUUUGGUGGCGCUACUGGCCAUGCGAUCAUCGAGGCCGUCGCUGGUCAGCAAGCUGCGGCGAGCACCUCGAAUCAAGCCAGCUUCUCACUUUGCUUUGCCGGAGGUCUGACUCCCAGAUCUGCCAGUGCUGUCUCGAGCGAAGCGGCCACGCAGCUUCAGUCACACUCGCUGGAUGUGGCUGCCCUUGCCAGACAGACUCGUUCGAUGCCUUGCAGAAGCUUCGCGCUCGUCGAGUCAGAGACCGGUCGUCUCGUGACAGCCUUCAGCAAGCCUCGCAAUUUGGCACCGACAACCUUUGCGACCGAGCCAAAGCUUCUUUUCAUCCUCUCUGGUCAAGGACCUCAGCAUUUCCACAUGGGCCGAAGCUUGUACCGCGACUUUGCAGCCUUCCGCGAGAGCAUUCAAGCAAGUGACCGAGUUUACGCUCGCGUCACCGGCAAGUCCCUCUUGCAAGAGACGCAGCUAUUCCAGUGGAGUCCCUCGGCCAAGUCGGAGACGCUCGAAGGCUCAGCGCUUUGGCCGGCGAGCGUCGUGUUUCCAUCCAUCUGCAUGGUACAAAUUGCUCUUUUCGACCUCUUGAAAUCCUUCGGAGUCGUGCCAAAUGCCAUCGUAGGCCAUAGCGCCGGCGAAACGGCUGCUUUGUACGUCUCGGGCGCCGCACCUCGCGAUGUUGCCAUGGAGGUGGCCAUCGCCAGAGGUCAAAUCUUUGGGCAAUACAAGGGCAAGAUGGCCGCUGUUCACGCCACACGGAAGCAGCUGGACGAGCUCUUGCUGCAAGCUGCACAGCGCGGAGCACACGUCGACGUGGCCGCGUACAACGCCGACGGCGCCUUUUCGAUCUCGGGCUCCGCAGAGCGUGUGGAUGCAGUGGUCAAAUCUGCCCAAGAUUCUGGCAUAUUUGCCCGCGCACUUCGCACCGAGUCUCCGAUGCAUUCGGCAGCGAUCUCAGCGGCAAAAGACGUUUUCAUUCAAACCAUCGACGAUAUUUGGGCUCGUUAUGAUGCUCAGAUCACCUCCCCCCAGCUCCCACUCUUCUCGACUGUGACUGGCAAGCGAGUCGACAGGCGCCAGGAUGCCCAAUAUCUGUGGAGCAACAGUCGCGAAGCCGUUCAAUUUGUAGCAGCGAUUCGAUCAGCUCAAGCCUUUCUCGGCGGUGAGAGCGAGGCGGCGGACUCGUACACUACCAUCGAACUCAGCCCGCAUCCAGUCUUGUCUGCCUAUCUCGGCGAACUAGGUGUUGAGCACAUCGUUCCCGUGAUGGAAAGACGCAACAAGGCUCCUGCGACCUGCCCAGCGGACACGGAAGCUUUUGUCAAAGCGGUUGGAACUCUUUUCGUGAGCGGCCACAAAACAGUGCAGUACCACAGCCUCUUGUACGCCGAUCCUGCCGAGAGGAAGGAUCAAAAGUCGGUCAUUGCCUUUCCGUGGAAGAAGACACACUGGCCAGGAGACGUUCGGCCUGGGUGGAGCAGCCUCGCCGAUCAUCCGCCGCUUUACGCCCCUGAUGCUGCAGAAUUCAAGAUCAGCUGUGCGACGCAUCCCGAGCUGGCCGAGCACAAGGUCAAUGGCGCUCGAAUCAUACCUGGUGCAGCUUUCCUCGAGACUGGCCUCGAGCUAGACUCCAGCAUCAAUGUGAUCAGCGGCGGCGAAUUGCUCGGCGCUAUGCCAAUCGUGGAAGCUCGAGAGCGACCCAUCGAAGUCAAAGUGCAACGCGAUGGAGCGACGUAUCUGAUCACAAGCCGAAGCGGAGGAAGCCUGAAUGGCCCAUCCAAGCCCCACUUCAAGGGAAACGCUUACGCCGUCGACCCUCAAACGCUCAGCAGGCCACCAAGAAAGAACUUGGCGCAGAUCCUGAGCAGGUUCGAAAAGCACAUCGAUCAAGAGACAUUCUACACGCUCGUGGCCGGCACUGCAGAAUUCAACGGAGCUUUUCGCCGAAUCAACAAGUGGAGCGGCAAGGACGGGGAAUCUCUGGCGUAUCUCGAUGGGCUGCGUCCAAGUGAGCGUCAAGCCUAUCGCGUGCAUCCCUGCGUGAUCGACGCAGCUCUCCACUCCUGCGCCGCCGACUUUGCCAAGUUCUUGUCCCACAACGGUGCAGAAACGGUCGAGACGAUUCUGCCUCGUGCUUUUGACCGCGUGACUGUUUACGAUGCAAAUUUGGCAAGGCCAACCUUGAUCAGCCAUGUCAGACGCACAAAGUACGCACCGCACCAUUUGACGUACGAUAUGGACAUUUGCGAUGAGGAGGGCGAGGUGCUCAUCACUUUCGAGAGCGUUCACUGCCGCAAAUACACGACUCAGCCUGUUGAACCAAUCACGAAGCGCUACGACAUGGAGUGGCAGCCUGCAGAUCUUUUGCCGUUGGACUUGGCUCCUCCGGCAAGCGUGGCUCCACCGCCCUCUCGCGAAGAGCUGUUCGAGGCGUUGGAUCAACUUUGCAUCGAAUCCCUAGCUCGACACAUGCCCUCUCAGCCACCUUCUGCGGAUGCGAGCAUCGACCGAAAACGCUACUAUGCGAUGGCUCAACGAGCCCUUGCACGUCCCGAACGUAGCACUCACUUUCAGCCAUCACCGGGCACGUCGGAAGAGUGGACAGUGUACACCGAGAUGAUCCGUCGUCUGGAUAGCGUGCUCGCGGAUGUCUUCGCUUCGAAUACCGCUUCGCUGCCGGUCCUCUUUGCUCAUAAUGAUGACCUAAUGAGCCGAGCAUACAAGGCCAUGGCUCUGCACGACCGCACAUAUGAGCUUUUUGCCAGCGUGUUCGGGGAUUUCCUAAAGCAGUGUGCGGCUCAAGGCAAGCAUGUCGUUCGAGUCCUCGAAGUCGGAGCCGGCACGGGACAGCUCACGCGCUACCUGAACAGUGUCGUUCAGCAACUUGCCACAUAUGGCACAUCCGAGAAGCCGGCAGUCGAGUUUGUCAUCACGGACGUGAACGUGCAGCUUGCUGCCGAGGCGGCAUCGACGCUGACGCAAGACAGCGGUGUCACGCCUGCAGCCUUCAAUCUGUUCACGGGACAGAGCGGGCUGACCAAAGCAUCGGACAGACACUCCUUUGAUUUUAUUUGCAUGUCGAACGUGCUCCACAUCGCGGCAAACCUUCCCACGGCCAUGGUCAAUCUGCAAAAGUACAUGGCCCCCGGCGCAAUGGUGGGAGUGGUCGAGAUGGACGGUCGCGUGAAUGAGACUCAAGCUCCCGGAGCUCUUUUCAUCGACUACAUCUUUGGAAGCUUCAAAGAUUGGUUCGGAAUGGAAGAUCACCGCGAACACCCGACUCAAUCUGCCGGCGCCUGGCACAGCUUCUUCUCCCAGCACAUGGAUCGAGUCGCGCUAGUCGAGCCUGCGCACGAACCGACCCUGUCUCGCAACCUGGCCUUGUUCUAUCAGGAUUCUGGCGAGGUGCGCAAGCUGAUGACCAAGGAAAUUCAGCAGCUCACCCCACCGACAGAGAUGCUGCGACACGUCUUCUACUACGACGAGUCCGAGGUUGCGAAGCUGCAAAAAGAUGUCGAAGCUUGGGACCUCGCCAAUCAACGCGUCCACGUCACCAUCGCGGCCGCAGACGAAGGCGUUGGACAAUCGAUCCUGGGCCUGACGCGCUCUUUGCGAUCCGAGUAUCUGACUUGGCGCUUCACGACAGUCCUGUUCGAUCCUGCUCUGACGGCCGAGCAGCGUACCGUCAUACUCGAGUCGCCAGAUGUCUGGGCAGGCUCAGAGCUGGAGCUUCGUUUCGACGCUAAUGGCAGGCCUCAAGUCCAUCGAAUGGUCACCAUCGACCUGGACCCCGUCGCUGAGCACACGCCAACGACUUGGCAGCUCGAUCCACGUGCGCCCUCCGAGCUGCUGCCUGUCACGCUGGCAUCUCUCUCCACAUCAGAGGCCACAGUCAAUGUCAUCGCGACUGCGCCCUUGACAGACAUCGGAUGUGUCUAUGCUUUUGCAGGCGUCGUCACCUCGGAGGGCAAGACGUUCGACAAAGGCACGCACGUCGCGGGUAUUUGGGCAGGCAACCUUUCAAACGUGAUCAACGUUCGGAUCGCCUCUGUGGCGGUGUUGCCGAGCACGAUUCCCCUCGAGCGUGCUCCUGCGGUGGUCGUUGCUGCCUUCUCGGUGGGUCUGGCUUUGCAGUACGCCAUGGUGGAAGAUGGGCAAGCUGCGUCGGUCUCAGACGAUGCGGCUGUCUCUGCCAUCGCGAAUGGCUUGCUCUUGGCCAAAGGCUGGGCAGUCCCUGAAGGCCAGCACGACAAGCUCGAUCUGCUCAUUCGGCUCACGUCAACCGACCACCGUUCCAACCCGCUUCACCUCGAAGACGGAGUUGGCGUCGAGCUGGACUGUAACAUUGCCGACGCAAGCGUUGCUCAGCAAGGCCAACAUCGCAUCGGUCGUUUCGUGUCGGUCAAUGUGCCUCUCCUGGUGAGCCGCUCACCAGUGCGCAUCGGUCGUGUGCUAUCCGAGUGGCUGCCUCUUGCGCUUUCGACUGCGGUAGGGGAGACGCUCUCGCUAGACUCGAUCUCGACGCGACUCAUUGCGGACGUCGAGAAGAAUGCGCAGACAAUGCGGCAUUUCGCCUUUGACCCGUUGGCCACCUAUGUGCUGCUUGGUGGCUGUGGUGGUCUCGGGGCCGGCUUUGCGUCCGAGAUGUACAAUCUCGGGGCACGUCACAUCGUUCUGACUAGCCGCACCGGCCCCGCCCGCUUUGAGCGCGGGGACAUGGAGCGUGAAGCUGCUCUCAUCCGCUACCUGCAAAGCGUCCCCGAUCUCCAUCUUGAGCUCGUUGCGUGCGACGCAAUGGAUGAAGGCGCAACGCGCGCGCUGUUCGGACGCCUCACCAAUGUCAGAGGCAUCAUCUGGAUGCCGCUCUCCUGGCAAGGCGGCCAUUUUACCAAGGUACCCGACGCGCUCUAUCGCAAUAUGCGAGAGUCCAAGUAUCUCGGCCUAGAAGUUCUGACCCGCAUCGUCGAUCCGAAGCAGCUCGAUUGGCUGGUUGCCUGCUCGAGCGUCGCGUCUUGGAACGGCGCUGCUGCUCAGUCUGCUUACGCGGCCGCAUGCACAGCCAUGGAAGGUAUCGUCUGCCGCAUUCCCAACGCAGUUUCCAUUGCCAUUCCCAUCGUCCUCGGAGCUGGCCAAUUUGCUCGUUGGACGCAGAGCGUCAUCGAUGCGCAAGGAGGGAAGAUUCCCGGUUGGCUGAUCCAAGCGGCAGCCAAGACCGGCAUCAGCUUCACGAUGCAGAGCGUGCUGCAUCAGAUCAUCGACUCGAUCAACGUGCGCAAGCAGCGCAAAGUGAAUCUCUACAUUCCCCACGUCGACACGAGGCUGGUCACGGAUAUGCUGGGUCCCAACAACGCCUUUGCUCGUCACUUGGACCUUCGCACUGCAAGCGAAAAGGCUACCUUGCCCGGUGCCAAUGGCGCUCUGGAUCAGUCGAGCAAUCCGGUUGACAGGGUGAUCUCGCAAGCGCUCUGCAUCCCUUCGAGCGACAUCGACGACGACACACCACUGAGCAGCUACGGUCUCGAUUCUCUCUCUGCAGUCCGGCUCUCCUCUAUGCUUCGCACCGUCGGCGUCACCAUGACUCAGAUGCAGCUGCUCGGCAACGCUACGCCAAACAAGAUCAAGGCGUUGGCUGUCACUAGUAGCCCGGCGCCACAGUAGCGCAGGUGGGUGUCGCGG